Messenger RNA from Chenopodium quinoa (quinoa), 2250 nucleotides. RefSeq lists its product as uncharacterized. The transcript has 2 exons. Lineage: Eukaryota; Viridiplantae; Streptophyta; Magnoliopsida; Caryophyllales; Amaranthaceae. The record is from RefSeq and is a predicted model, not a curated record. The coding region runs from base 758 to 1864 and encodes 368 amino acids.
AAAAUCUGAUCAUCUAUUUGUAUUUGAUUUUGAUCAAAUUGUGCAAAUUAAGCGAUUAUGCAAUUGCAAUUGUUUGUUCGGAAAAUUAAAUUAGGCAUUUAGGUAUUAUUUCGUAUUAUUUGUAACCAAUUGUAUGUAAUUUAUGUCAAUUGAAAAUUAUAUAGGGUUACUAUAGUUGGAGAUGACAUGCAAAUCAAGUUUUAAGUAAUAUAGUUACCUUUAGUGAUAGUAUAGUUCCUUUUCAAAAAAAAAAACAAGUGAUAAAGCAGGCAGAUUAGUAUAGUAUUCUAAUACCUUAUAAACAGAGACCUAAAGCCUCCUUCUCGAAGCUUGUUGCCGUGUGAAAUAUAAUUGGUAGCUUGCUCUACUACACCAAAGGCGACUUUUUGUUGUUAAAGCUUUCUUGUUCACCUUUGCUUGUAUCAAGAUUUCCUGUGAUCAACAGAUAAAAAAUCAAGAAAAUGAAACGCUUAAAUCUUUUAAAUACUAAUUAUUAUGAUAUAGUGUCUUUUAUGAUUGACAUAGUAUUGAGAUAUUAUCGUAUAAUUAGGAAGAUUUGGUAGAAUAUUUCCAUAUACUUAUCUUCUAUAUUUUAGUUAAUUUCCUAAGAUAUCUUUGUAACUCUAUAUAUUCCCAUGGAGGAUUAAUGAGAAGGCAAGCAAUUCUACUCUAAUUAUUUUCUAUUCCUCUCUAAUUUAUCAUGGUAUCAAGAGCGGGUUUAAUUUAAGCCAUUUUUUUUAAUCAACGAUGGCCGGUGAUGAUGUACCACCGCCACCACCACCUCCAACUAAAAUCGAACCCAAUUCCCCAUAUUAUCUUGGCCCUCAAGAUCGCCCUGGCGAUUACAUUACACCCACUCGGCUUAAGGGAGACAACUAUGACGAGUGGGCGGCUGGCUCUGGAGGCUCGGAGAAAAUUCGAGUUCCUUGAUGGAUCGAUUACAGAGCCAAAACCACCAUGUACUAAGUCCGAUUGGACAGCUCUCAAUGCAAUGUUGAUUUCGUGGGUGUCUAACACCAUCAAUCCAGAGGUUAAAUCCUCUAUUUCAAAAUUCAGAGAAAUUAAACCCUUUUGGGAUCAUCUCAAGAAGCGCUACGCUCAAACCAAUGGGCCUUGUAUCCAGCAAUUACGAGCAUCCCUAGCCAAGUGCGAACAAACCAAGUCGAUGCCGGUCUCGGUCUAUUAUGGCAAAUUACACGCAAUUUGGCAGGAGCUGGAUCACCACGAGCCCUUGAUAUCCUGUUCGUGUUGCUCUUCCUGUACAGCAGGGAGUCUUCAUGAGCAACGAAGAGAACAAUCUCGCUUGCAUGAUUUUUUAAUGGGCUUGUAUUCUGAUUUUUAUUCUUCUUUUCGGACUAAUAUUUUGUCACAGGAACCAUUUCCGAGCCUUGACAGAGCAUAUCAGCUCGUGGUGCAGGACGAGCGUGUCCGUACUGCUCGACAGGAGGUUGCGUCUGCUCCCACAGACGCUCUUGGUUUUGCAGUUAAGGCCAGCCCUAGCAGUGGGCGUGGCGUCUCUGAUCGCUCCUGUUCUCACUGUAAGAAGACGGGGCACGAUUUGUCAAGUUGUUGGUUCAAAUCGCCGUGUCCUCACUGCAACAAAAAGGGGAAUGACCCUCGUUAUUGCUAUGAGGUUACAGGUUAUCCUCCGGGGUGGAUUUCUCGGCCACGUGACAAACCUGCUGGCCAAGGAAGAGGAGGGCCGAGAGCAAAUGCUGCCACAGCAGGGGGUGAAAAUACUCCUCUAGGGUCGGCUUUCACAACGGAGCAAUGGAAGGCCCUUUCGGGUUUUAUUGGUAACACUAAUAUUCCUGAAAAUCGUCUUCAUGGACCAACUGAAGCAGCUGAUUGGAACGGGAAUUAGGCGAGACGGACUGUAUUAUUUCUUUGGCAAAACGGAUGUGGUGCAACGUGUGUCAGUGGUGGAGGCGACGUCAGAUUUGGAGCUUUGGCAUAGAAGAAUGGGGCAUCCUUCGGAGAAAGUAGUUAAGUUACUUCCGCAUAUUAGCAAUAAUAAGAGUAGUUUAAAUAACAGUUGUGAAGUAUGUUUUCGUGCUAAACACUCUAGAGAUACUUUUCCUUUGAGUGAAAAUAAGACUUCUAGAAUUUUUGAGAAAAUACAUUGUGAUUUAUGGGGUCCAUAUAGACAUGUGUCGUCGUGUGGGGCUCGUUAUUUUUUUACUAUUGUUGAUGAUUAUUCAAGGGCUGUUUGGAUUUAUUUAUUGAUUGAUAAAACCGAAGUUUUUCAGA